AAUCCUUCCAUCCCACUUCCCGCUUUCCCACAAUCCAUCGCCGCGCGGAGGAGUCAGAAGGGCCUUGCCGAAGAUGUACCACACAGAAAGGGCCCAGCUAGUACUCCCGCUCAACAUAAAUAAGCUAGGUCCCCUCUUUCUCAAUUCUCCCGCUCAAUCUCUCACCCCCUCUCUCAACUCCAAAACAAAGAUUCCUCAAUUCAACCCCCUUAGCUAUCCACCCCUCACACACGGCUUUCCAAAAUAACAGAAAAAUGACCACCACCACCACCACCACCACCACCACCAACUCUGCCCCCACAAGCACACCCACCCUCCCUCUCCCAGGCGCCUGCGCCUGCGGCACCAUCCGCUUCCACCUCACGCGCGCGCCCCUCUUCACCCACUGCUGCCACUGCACGCGCUGCCAGCGCGAGACAGGCACCGCCUUCGCCCUCAACGCGCUCGUCGAGCGCGCGCACCUCGCGCUGCUCUCGCCGACGCGCCCCGUCGGCGUCCCCGUGCCCUCGGACAGCGGCGCCGGCCAGACCAUCUUCCGCUGCCCGGCGUGCUACGGCCCCGUGUGGAGCGUGUACGGCGACGGCGCGAACAAGAUCGCGUAUGUGCGCGCGGGGACGCUGGAGGGCCGGGAGGUGAGGCCGGAUAUUCAUAUUUACACGCGGAGUAAGAGGGGGUGGGUGGGAUUUGGGGACGAGGGGGUCCCGGCGGUGGAGGGGUAUUAUGAUAAUAGGGAGUACUGGCCGGAGGCGAGUUUGGAGAGGUUGAGGAUACUGAGGGAGGAGGGGAAGGCGGUUGGGGAGGCGGUCGGAGAGAGUGGUGCUUGAAGUGGUGGUGUUUUCGCGUCGUGGGAGAUUAAGUGCGGCUAUACAAUACGACUACCCAUCCCCUAUCGCAUUGUUCUUGUCGAUGGAUAUCAUGCACGAUCUAGCAUUCUCCUUUCGGGCUCGUGAUAGCUCGAUAAGCGCUAACUGAAAUUCUCUUGAGGUCGCGAUAUGUAGCUUGUGUGUUGAAAGGUGUUCAGACAAAGGGUAGAGGUCUUCGAGAGUGAAGAUGUAUUCUAGUAGUAUCAAUGGGGCCAGUUUUCAAGGGAGGAGUGGUUAGGACCAAUCAUGUCAUGAGAUGCAGUGUAAUAAGCCCGUACCAUCAUGGAUCUACUC
This is a messenger RNA of Mytilinidion resinicola, 1157 nucleotides long. RefSeq lists its product as uncharacterized. Gene Ontology annotation, molecular function: carbon-sulfur lyase activity. The record is from RefSeq and is a predicted model, not a curated record. The transcript is spliced from 2 exons. Lineage: Eukaryota; Fungi; Ascomycota; Dothideomycetes; Mytilinidiales; Mytilinidiaceae. The coding region runs from base 255 to 824 and encodes 189 amino acids.